AUGUCAUCUAAUGUAAUUACUUUGGGAGUACCAAGAACUUCUGUCAUGGUUGCAGCAAUAAGAGCACUUAUUUCAAAUUCCUAUGUUAAAGAUCAAUUGGCUACUGUACCAACCGAUGAGAGUAGUCAAUUAAUUUUUAAACUAAAUAGUUCACUUCAGUCAUACUAUGAGAAUAUCUAUCAAAAAGAACCAUUUAGUGCUAAAGUACUAGAUAGUAGCAUUGCAACAUUUGAUCCAUAUGCAUACUUUUUUAGUUGUACUGAUGAGUCGAGAGAUAUCAUCGGUGGCAUGUAUGAUGCUAGAAUGAAGAUGAAUCCACAACAAACGGCAACUACCGAUACUGUUAAGGAAUGGCUUGUCAAGAUGGGGUUGCCAGCGGAUACCACUAUUCAAGAUAUGAAAAAGUAUUUGACUGAGACAUGCUCACCGGUCAAAGCGUGGAGUAUCAUCAUAUUCCCAUACAUCUCCACCCGUAUUGCGCUUAGAACCAAGUAUAUCGACGACUAUAUCACGAGUAAAAUUGGAAAGUACCAACAAUUUGUUAUUCUUGGUGCUGGUCUGGAUACUCGUGCCUUAAGAUUGCCAUUCGAUGAGCGAUCAACUGUCUGGGAGAUCGAUUUCCCACAGACAUUCGAAUAUAAAUCGAGAGUCCUAGAGGAGGCAACAAAGAUCGUUGCACCAUUAUCGAAAGCCAAGAAUAUCCAUAUUCCAAGUAACUUGAUGGAGACUGAACAAUGGAUUAAGAAACUAGAGGAAUCGGGAUUUGACAGAAGCAAACCAACUGUUUGGUUGUUGGAAGGUCUCUUGAUGUAUCUUUCAAUCGAGGAAAUCGAGUUACUUCUCUCAUCGGCAUCAUCCUUAUCCUCGAGUGGUUCAGUCAUGCUGAUUCAAACAACUCAAGAUAUUAAAUUGGAGGAGAAUGAUAAAAGAAGAGUGUUUGCCAGUCCUUUGCGUGCGGAAUUCAAAUCAUUUACCAAUACACCAUCGCUUUACCUCGAGAAAUGUGGAUUCUCAGUUGACAUCAAUGAAAAAUCUCAAGAGGAUAUCCUACAGAUCUAUUGUAACAAAUCAAUAUUACCAACCGAGAUUGUCGAUUCCACAAUAUUUACUAUUGGUAAUAAAUUCUAA
Molecule: messenger RNA, 1128 nt
Organism: Heterostelium album PN500
Lineage: Eukaryota; Evosea; Eumycetozoa; Acytosteliales; Acytosteliaceae
Product: class I SAM-dependent methyltransferase
Exons: 2
Coding region: 1-1128 (375 amino acids)
Biological process (GO): methylation
Molecular function (GO): methyltransferase activity
Source: RefSeq, a predicted model, not a curated record